Saxophila tyrrhenica is the source of this 1521-nucleotide messenger RNA. RefSeq lists its product as uncharacterized. The transcript has 2 exons. Gene Ontology annotation, molecular function: protein binding. The record is from RefSeq and is a predicted model, not a curated record. Bases 1 to 1521 code for a protein of 506 amino acids. NCBI's taxonomy places the organism in Eukaryota, Fungi, Ascomycota, Dothideomycetes, Mycosphaerellales, Extremaceae.
AUGACGGGCCUGCUUCAACUUCCUUCUGAGCUCAUAUCUGAAAUUGCCAGUUACUUGGACACGGAGACGCUUUUCUCGCUACGUCUGUCCAGCAAGUACCUCGAGCAAUCAUGCCUGUCUGUAUUCGGCAGACGCUUCUUCCGAAAGAAGGGUUUCCUCAUUACCACCCGAAGCAUAUCGGUCCUCCAAGCUAUCGCGAGCCAGGAGAAGCUGCAAAAGUAUGUUCAACACGUCUGGAUAAACCCUGACUGCUACACAUCGAGUGGGCCUCGCUGUGACCCGCCAAAUCUAUAUGAUGAGUCCAAGGAGGGAGAUUGCACCCCCUCAAGCAAAAUGGACCGCAGGCGGUGGCGUGCAUGGCAUGCAUGUACGCAAGACCACGCGACAUUGAUAUACACACCGCACCUGCUGGCAACAUUGCUAAAGUCAGCAUUUAAAAGUUUGCCCAAUCUCACUGUCCUUGGCAUGCGGCGAAGUGAGGACCAUCAUGCGUGGGGAUGCAAAGAGUUGAAGGAUGCAAUCGGGCAGGACCCACGAAUUGUUGGAUCAUAUCCAGGGGCUCAGGAUGGCUUAUCGGGUCCAACGCUCCUCUUCAUCGCCUUCGUGAACGCUGUCGCAGAGGCUAAGGUAUCAUUGAAGCGACUUUAUACAGAUGCAAUCGAGAUUGACAACAUCCGCGAUUGCUACUUGCCGCAACGCCGGCUGGAGCAAACAUUCCGUGACUUGCUCUAUCUCGAAGUCAAUGUCUACAGGGGCCGUUACUCAGAAGAACAAACACUUGAUUUACUGAAAUGCGAGAGAAAGGAAGAGUACGGCAAGGGUUUCCUGCGAUUUUGGAAGGCAUGCAAAAAUCUACAUGAAGUCGGACUACAGGUGUUCGAUGGUCCCAUGCGGCGAUACAUGCUACCGCCGACCUCCAAUGAUCUACCCGAUGGACUUCCACCGUCACGACUCGACCAAUUCUCAUGGCUCCAAGCCUACCCUCACAUCGCUUUUCAGAAGCUGGUUGAGAACGUACAACUCCAUCAACUAAGAAGGAUCAAACUGGAGAAGAUGACCACCACGCCCGAUACGCUUCAGGCAUUCUUGUCGCCAUCACGAGGCUCACUCACGAGCAUCAAGUUCCGCGACUUUCGCCUCCUGUCUAGCGACGAGAGCGGCCGGCCAUGGCAGAGUGUGUUCACCUUCCUCCGAGACGACUGUCCUGACCUAUUGUACAUCCUCCUCAACCGUCUCAUGUACGAAGGCGGAACCAUCUCGUUUGUCGAACACCCUCCGCUUCCUGUUCCGUACCUCGAGAUCCAGGAUCCGAACGACAACCCGAAUGUUCAAUAUGGCGAGCCCGUCAGUGACGGCUUCUUCAGCAAGUACGAACACAUUGCGCUGGAAGCCAGUGGGCGAGAGAAUGUUGCAGCGAAACUGGGUAGUAUCGUCAACCAGCACUGGUAUCAGCAGCCGCUAUUUAGCUACCAGAUGGAUGAGGACUUGUGGCACACGGAUACUAGUGAUGAGGAGUGGUAA